AUGGCUAGAGACUCGAUCCGAAUCACUCGACCGGAAAAGCUACGAUCUAGUUGUGAUCGAUGUGGUACGGCCAAAGUAAAAUGCGACAAGGAACAACCAGAAUGUGGGCGGUGCAUCUCACAUGGCGUACCCUGCAUCUAUGGGGUUUCGCGUAAGAUGGGAAAGCCACCAAGACGUAUCAGUCUAUGUCAAUCCACAAGCGACACCGCCACGACUACUCAAAGUAGCAGCGAAACCAGCAGUGGUGGCAUGCCCCUGGAUCUGGAGCUCUCCAGCACUGAUAUGAAUACCUGGGAUCAUAUGGAUGAAGACAACAACAGUCACACAUUCAAAGAUAUCCUAGACGCUGGAAGAAGCUUUGACCACGAGCUUCCAAUACCGAUGAUACCGAAUCUGCCGAUGGACUACAAUGAAUGGGCUAUCUCCGACCAAGCCAACGCCAAUAUCCUUUUUCCUCUUCGAUCCUCUCAGCAAUCCUCAACACAAGGGGAAGAUUUGUCGUCCAUGACUUUCCAGUGGCAAUGGGACGGCCACGACUGCCAGCAAAAAUCUCACGGGAUCCUUGAAAGUAUAUCUGCCUACAAUAUCCACAAGUCUGAGUCCGAGGAAGGACUCCCACCACCGACUGCGCUCGCUCCAAGAACAGAGACUACAGUCAACGGAGUACCACUAGACCUAGUGCUCCAGCUUAACCGCGAGGCAACCGAGCGGCUCAUUCAACUCGUUUCUUGCCCCUGUGCACGAAUUCCCUCUGUUGCAUUACUGUAUGCAUCGAUCAUCUCCCGGGUCUUAGCGUGGUACGAGCAGGCUGCUGCUUGCACACAAAUGAACUCGCUGCCACUUUCUAGUAAGGCAGCGGGGCAUAAUUUAACACCCAGUAACUCGAGUAGAGGUACAUCUUCGCCACCUCUGCAACCUCCAGAGGUGUCGGUUGCACCGUCACAAAUGAUGGUCGGGACAUUUAACGUGGACGAUCCUCUUAUCCAAACUAUGAUGAACAUACACCUCAUAUCUGGCGAGAUGAAGCGAGUGGAGGAUGUUAUCGACCAAUUUGGUUCACAGACCGGCUGCUCAACCCCAGGGACCGAGCAGAUCGGAGGCCUUUUUUUGACUCUCAAUUCAUGGCUUAAGCAAGAUUAUUCACGGAUUUUGCAUAUGAUGCAAUCGGAGCUGAAGAAACUGACCAUUUGA
Penicillium coprophilum is the source of this 1191-nucleotide messenger RNA. RefSeq names its product Zn(II)2Cys6 transcription factor. The transcript has 2 exons. Gene Ontology annotation, cellular component: nucleus. NCBI's taxonomy places the organism in Eukaryota, Fungi, Ascomycota, Eurotiomycetes, Eurotiales, Aspergillaceae. Gene Ontology annotation, molecular function: DNA-binding transcription factor activity, RNA polymerase II-specific; DNA binding; zinc ion binding. The coding region runs from base 1 to 1191 and encodes 396 amino acids. Gene Ontology annotation, biological process: aflatoxin biosynthetic process; regulation of DNA-templated transcription. The record is from RefSeq and is a predicted model, not a curated record.